Ostrea edulis (European flat oyster) is the source of this 4608-nucleotide messenger RNA. Its product is annotated as NF-kappa-B inhibitor zeta-like. Bases 144 to 3149 code for a protein of 1001 amino acids. The record is from RefSeq and is a predicted model, not a curated record. The transcript is spliced from 8 exons. Gene Ontology annotation, molecular function: protein binding. Lineage: Eukaryota; Metazoa; Mollusca; Bivalvia; Ostreida; Ostreidae.
UUCCCUUGUGAUGUCACAUUCUGCCUGACCAAUUAAAUUAUCUUCCGGAUGUGUAUGUCUUGCAGAGGAAAGAAGGGAAACACGGAGAAAACGAUAUCAAAACUAUUUUCAAUUUUGGAAUUAUUAAGCAAUCUUGAACCAAAAUGAAGGAUCCUCAAGUUGAUCCGAAAAGUCUUCAGAGUCUGCGGGCUCUCCCGGUGAGCGAUAGCAAGUUUUCAGAAGUUGCUGGACAAAACAACUUGGACAAAGGUUCAGAAAAGAUAAAUGAUUUGUCUAAGGAUGACGGUUUAAAGAAGGCACCAGUGAAGGAGGAAAAAUCUGACUUGCACCAGAAAGCCAUGGAAAAGGGAGAAGAAGUCAAACAAAGUCCACCAACCAAGGAAGAAGACAACAUUACCGAGAAGAAGGAGGAGGCAAAAGAGGUGGACCUCAGCCGGGAGUUUGCCAAAAUGACUGUAAAUGGUGGUGUCAAUGGCGGCCUUAUUGAUACACCCGACAAUCUGGGUGAUUCCGUUAAAGAGAUUAACACAAUGACCAGCAACUUAUCUCUUGAAGAUGGUGUUAAACUCAAUGGAGAAGUCAAAUCCAGAGGCCCUAGUGGUGGAGUGCCUAGAGUUCAGAUGUCACAACCACAUGCCUUCAAAUCCAAUAACCACUUCGCUUGCCAACCCAACGAUGGAUUUAAGGGAGGAAAACGCACAAUGGAUCAUGAUGAGUUUUCCUAUCAGAAAUAUGGAAAGCCAUACGACGAUUUUUUUCCAAAUUCAGGACUGAAUCAUGAGCUACAGAACAACAUGGAUAUCAAUGCUUUCCAGAUGUCGUACUCCGUUAAUAAAAUGUCAGCAGGAAAAUUCAUGAACACGAAACAUGUGCCUCAGCAAAAUUAUGAGAACCAGCAAGCAUUCAACACUGACCAGUUCCUGGACUCCUUAGGUCAGCAGGACGCCACAGCCAGCUAUGGAGGAAGUAACUUCGUCAGCGAUACCAUGUUUAGUGAUUUUGGCCAAGAUCCCAUGCCAAAUGGGAUGUACAAUCCGGGUAGAAUGCCAAUGAUGCCUGGACCAAACAGCUGUAUGAAUGCCAACUUUAGCAACAAUGAGCUGAACAACCAGAUGAACAAUACAUUUUCCCCAGAACAGAGUUUUACCGAGAGACAGAAUGAGAAAUCAGAUUACAGUGAGACUGAAUCAGACAUGGAGAAGAGUCCCUAUUCCUUCGCCACUAACUCCCCAGCCAGUCAAAUGUCGCUGAACUCACCCCCACCUUCUGUAGACAGUGGAUAUGGUGGAUACGCAGUUCCCAGUCCUCAGUCAGAUAUCAAAUCUCCACAGUCGCACACAGGCACCUCCCCACCUAGCUCUGCCACUAGCCCAAUGCCAGUCCCCCAAUGUGAGUUAGACAAUACUUCAGAAUACAUAGACAAAAAUAUGGACAAGCUGCAUGACGUGUUGGAAAUUCUGGCUAAAGAUCUGAAAAAUAAAGACCCCUCAAAGCCACCGUAUCCAGCACAUCCACCUCCGCAAGAAAAUUUUAAGACUACAGCUUCUGUGCCCAGCCCCACGUCAAAGACCUUCAGCCCACAGCAGGGUAAACCAGUGGUGUCUGCUACCAAAGGUUUCCCUCAAACUUCCAUUGCAGGUUCUCAACCAAACAUGGCAAUGAAUCUUCGGCAUCAGAUUCCAACACAGGCUCCACCUGUGCAGGUACAGCAGAACAUGCCAAACUUGUAUAUGGGCUCCCAGCAACCACAGACAUCUCCAAUGUCCAAAGGUCAACCAGUCCGGAUGCAGUCCAGUUAUGUUCCACAGCCCCAACAAGUUAAUACUAACUGCCUCUCUCCCACCACCCCCACCAGUAAUCAGGUCAUCAUCCUGCCCCCUAACACCAUGAGUCAGUCCAUUCUGAGCCCCACCCCAGGUAUUGUUAAUGGCCAUGGAAUGGUCAGUCACACCAACCCAGGGAUCGUUCACUCCACUCCCGGGCUGGUUCCCAGUCCAGGUAUUAUGAAGCCAGCAGUUACCACCAAUCAGCCAAUCACCACAAACUCAUUUGUCAUCGUUAACAAUGCUAAUGGUGGAUCUCCCAUCACUUCUAUGCCAGUUCCCAUUCCUGCUGGGGGAACCAGUCAACAGCCAAACACGAUCAUCAUUGUGGCACCACAGCAGCCAAUACCCGCUCCAAAACAAGAGAAAGUCAAGCUACGAGAGAUUCGACCCAAGAUCCCUGGCAAUGACAAAGCUGGACAAGCCAAUGGGGUUAGACCUACAGGAAAAAUUCAGGCUAAGCCCCAACCAAAUCCUCAGAUGAACAUGCAGAGAAGAGCAAUGGAGCAAAAGAAACAAAAUUUGAUCAAUGUUGCCAGACGAAUGGUGGCAGAAAUUUCCAGGGAGCAACUUCCAUUCCAAGACGACGAGGGUGACACGUAUCUCCAUGUAGCUGUAUGUAAAACGGACCCCAAUAUGGUGUUGGCUCUGCUGGAGCGACUCAUGCGUGAAAAUUUGUCUCAGAUGAUCGAUGUUGAGAAUAAACACAGACAGACUCCUUUGUAUUUGGCAGUGGUUGCCAAUCAGCCCCAGAUGGUGACCAUGUUUGUCCAGAGAAAUGCCAACCCCAACAGCAUGGCUCAGGUCGUAUCACAAGAUGGAAAGUCCAUGGAGGUCAAGGCCCCAAUUCAUGUGGCAUCGUCCAAUGGAGUGGAGUUUUUAAACACCUUAAACGAGCUGCUGAAAUCUCAGGACUUAUCCCUAAACAUUGCAAACUCAGAAGGUCACACUGCCUUGCAUUGUGGUAUUUUAGCCCACGGCCGUCCUCAGAGAAAUGGGCCUGGUUACAUUAACAGUCUGCCCAUUAUUGAGGCGUUGAUCAAAGCUGGUGCUGAUCCUAACUCACAAGAUAAAAAGAGUGGUAAGACUCCGCUGAUGUACGCUAUUGAAAAGAAGGACUACAACCUUGUGGAAUCAGUGCUCCGAUUGUUUGAACCCUCCAAGCUCAAAAACAUAGUCAAGUCUGCCACGUUUGAUGGUAGUUCAUGCAUUAAAAUUGCUGAAGGACUGAAAAAUGACUAUCAGCCAGAUAUGUGGAAAAAACUGUGGAGCUUGCUAAACAGUGCUUAUAAUGGCCAGAUUCCUGCCAGUCUGCAAGCAUUCUGAGUCGAUGAGGACUGCCCUCACAAAGCAGCUUAAAGCAAAGAUCUUGCAAUUUUCAUAUUCAUUUGUGUAAAUAGACACGACUCAUUACUGAUGUGUAAGUUAUUUGUUGUUCAUUCUGUACAUACUGUGAUCUCAGUCUCAUUCGUUUGUUUUAUAUUCCACAUCGGGAUGGAAUUGAACUGGUGCAUUCUCAUUGAUAAUUGUUCAGACAUGUUUGUGCAGAGCUGGUCUUUUGUUAAACAUUUUGAGUAGUUGUUUUGAUUAAUUUGUUGUCGGAUGUUUAUUUCAGUGCUUGUACAUUCCACAGAUUUGUAUUGUAAAUCAUAAAAAGGAGAAUUUUUUUUUGGGGGGGGGUGUUUGUUUUUUUAAUAUACAUUCUACAAUACAAGAACAUAUUUUUUAUUACAUGUACCUUGGAAUUAAUUUCAUUAAAAACAAAUGAAAUAAGUACUAGCAUUUUAACAUUCUGCACAAUCAAUAAUGAUCCACGUCCUGUCAAGGAAAAAAAAAAGGAAAAAAACCAUCCACUGACUGAAUGUAAUGAUUUGAUUGGAUAUCUGUAGGUAUGACCUCAUAAUAAUUAUUACUACCCCUGAGAAGCUGUAAGAGAGUGCUUACUAAAAGUACUGUAGUAGAAGAUAAAUAAUUGCUACAUUUCUUAAAAAUUGUGGAGAAACAACACCCUCAGGUUUGAGUUUUCUCUUGACUUCGUGAAUUUUUUUCUUCAAUCGUAGCAGAGUAAUUAUUUCUUAACAAUAUGUAGUUGGAUACCAUGACAGUCUGAUAACAGACACAAUUUCUGUAGUCAUUAUUUUCGAGAUCUACUUGAAAUAGGGAAAUAAUGACUGCUCCUUUGCUUUGUAGAUACAUGCAUAUUUGUGUGUCAACAUUUCAUCAUUGCUUAUUUUUAUGUCUUAUAAUUUUGUCCAGAUUUUUUAAUGCUCUGAUGGAAUUAGAACAAAGUCAUAUAUAUAUAUAUUGUUCAGUUGUUAAAAUGCUCUUAAAACUUUAUAUUUGAUGCUGCAUAAAGUGCUACGUGGUCUGAUAUUGAUAACAGAACUAAGUGCUUUGGAUAAGGCCAAAGGUGAAAGUUCAGAGGGAAUUCCCAUGUGGCCUUGACCUUUGUUUUAUAGAUUUGCUUGUUUGUUGUUAUAUGGGUCCUGUUACAGAUAUAUGAUUAUAUAUUUACUUAUUUUUAAAGAGAUAACUUCUUUAUAUUUAUAUUGUGAUUUUACCAAAGUUUCUCCGAUGCUACUGUUCUCUCUUGUACUCUGUAAUUAUAAAGAAAUUGUUCCUCUAAUUGCAAUUUGAUGAGCAAGUAGACACAAUUGUAACAAAUUUAUCAAUCUAUAGAUUUUUUACUGAAACAAAAUAUGAAAAGAAAACUUGGCAUUGCACAGAAUGGUUUUGACAUUUGUAAAUGAGGCAGCAGCAUGAAAUAAAAAAACCCUGAAACUGA